Pyricularia pennisetigena is the source of this 6456-nucleotide messenger RNA. RefSeq lists its product as uncharacterized. Gene Ontology annotation, biological process: replication fork processing; double-strand break repair via homologous recombination. The record is from RefSeq and is a predicted model, not a curated record. Bases 1 to 6456 code for a protein of 2151 amino acids. Gene Ontology annotation, cellular component: nucleus; Cul8-RING ubiquitin ligase complex. Lineage: Eukaryota; Fungi; Ascomycota; Sordariomycetes; Magnaporthales; Pyriculariaceae. The transcript is spliced from 4 exons.
AUGCCAAAUUGGAAGGAACUUGGCGAGGUGCCGGACUCGGACGAAGACGACUUCGAUGGCCCCAGCCCUCCGCAAAGCCCGAUAGCUGGUCUUCUUCCAGCUCCGCCGCCGCCGAUUGCAUCGCCACUUACCGAUAUCUGGAGCAUUCCUAGCUCUCCAGCACGACGACCUCCUGAGCCAGGUCACCGGGUGACUCCCACGUCUACUACCGUUCCGCUGGGCACAGAGACCACUACCCCGCUGUCAUGCUCCUCUCCACUGUCACCUCCGCCGCCUGAUGUGACAUCCUCUCCCACUCUAUCACCUCAGCCAGAGUCCAGUCGACAUACCGUCCGGGAAAAUCUUCAGAAAACGCUCCCAGCACACCGGGUGCCAUCGGACACUGUGACUGGAGCUCAAAAACCUUUGGAGUCCGAAUCAAUUUUACAUAUUACCUCUCACAAUAAUGCUGUGUCGCCCUCGCGCCAGGCAGCUGUUCGCCUCGAACGUUCUUUGCGACCACGGAAGCCCAUUCAGGAACACCCAUAUCUACUCGAGGGGGCUCAGUAUACCCAGUUUAUGAAGGCUCAUGGCUUCAAACCCUUGCGUGUUGUCACAGAGCAAGCCGAGUCCUCGCGGCGGCUCACGACCAAUGAGGACUCCCAGGACAAUGAUUUUUCUGCAGAUGACAGCCAGGAGCAUGAGAGCCAGCCACUCGAUGCCGCAUCGAUAGUCGAAGAACGGGACGAGCUUGCGUUAUCGCCAUCUCCAAGGCUAUCCUCCCAAUUUAGAGCUAUUUCUAGUGGUCAACCUAGCCCUGGGCAAGAUACAGCGGAUACAAGCCCGGCAGAGGAUGAUUUGCCAUCAAUAGAUGAACUCCUUCGCCAAAGUCGAAAGACACUCGGCAAAAAGCAGUCUAAAAGACUUGGUUCUACGAGCAUAUCAUCCUGCGCAAAACGAAGGAGGAUAGAUGGAUCCGCCCGCAAGGACUCUAUAACUAGGCCACGGUUCAAACCGCCUCUCGCCAUUGAUCUGGAGGCUUCUCCGCUGGCUGGACAAGAGAUUCGACGUCGUUCUCGCAACCCUCAGGUGCCUAAUGAUGCCGAUAUAACGAGCCCCACAAAGAUUGAUGUGCAGCAAUCCUUUCCCGCAACCACUCCUUUUGAGAACGGCGAUGCACCAGCGGUCAUCAGUAUCUCAGAUGAUGACGUCCAGGCUGAGGUCUCAGAUUCUCCCGAUUCGUCGGGCACAGACAGUGAUUCAGAUUCCAUGCAGAAGCACGUUAGGAGGAUUCGAGGUGUGCUUCCGGCAUCUUGGCUUCGACUUGAUCAGCUCAAGGCUCAAAAAACAAGAGAUGGAACCUCGCGUCGCCAAAGCCCUCCUUCAUCACCCAAGCACUUACCCAGAAAAGGCGUGGCUCUACCUAAACAGCGGCCUCAGCAAUCCACAUCUUCAAAUGCCCUCUUUGACUUCUUAUCUAAUGACGAUGAUGAUGACCACGAUGAACGCAUUAAUAAUGAUAUCCUCCUGAGGAGGAACUCUAGUUUGGUGUCUUUUCCGAAGACCAACAAGAAUCCUGACCUGUUUCGACAGUUGUUUCUCGACGACGGUGAUAUUCCGGAGGAGGAUGUCAUCGACAGAAUGGUGACUGGGACCAAGAGGAAGAGGAAAGACUCGAGUGAACCCAAGAACAGGACCUACCGGAAGCAUAACUCAGGACUAAGAAACCCAAGGCAACAGAAGAUAACCACCUUGCUUGAUUCAGGAUCCGGCGGAGAUGGCAGCGCACUUUCAAAGAAAGCUGUUAAGUCGAGUCGUUCAAUCAAAACCAAGACUGCUCGCCGAUCUAGGACCACAAAGAGGCACCCAACUCCACCACCUAUGCUGAGUGUUCUUGAUGUGGUUGAAUCGGACGCACCCCAGUUCCUCAGGAUUGCUGCCCGCGCCGCAAGGAGAGCACCCAACCGUGGGAAGACGAGUCCCUCUCGCAAGCAGAUCAACCUUGGCAGCCGCCCAGACAACAUUGAUGCACUUUCUGUACUGCGGGAUUGGAAGACCGGGAGGAUUCGGCCAAGAGUAGCACAUGAGCCCAUGGACAAGGCAUCAACUUCAACCUCGACAGCAACACCAUCAAGAUUUCCCCUCACGCAACGUUCUACAAAUCCACCCCGUGCUUCGGCGCAUCUCAAGCGAGCCGCAAGCCUUGGUGAUACCAAACGGAGAACGAAGCAAACGCAGCUGAAUGUUUCAUCGACGACCAUUUCUAGCACAGCCCCUAUAGUGCGAGCGCAUCCAAAACACCUAAACUUAAAUUCAGGAAUAGGCCGUUCCGAUACUGUAGCUGCCAGGCCCGCACAGUUGGAAACCACCGAAGUGAACCGGUCCGGAAAGUUUAGUUUCCUGGCCCAAAAGAGAAAUCUGGAUGCGUCGUAUCGACGAAAUAAGUCCUCGGUCGGCCUCGCAGCUGCUCGUUUGGACCGGUUCAUCAACAGCCCCGUGAACCAGGAUAUGAUGCCAACAGCCGUCAUUGCCACUUCAACAGGACCCCCGAAAGAGUUGCAGCCGUUACGCCCUCGUCGCCCCAGGCUACGCAAACAAACCAAGGCACGCUUUGUUGACAUAACCGCACCUCAAUUUGUACACGCUGCAGAUCCUUUACCUCCAGCUUCAGACUACGUCUUGGUACAUGAGGACGACGUAGGGGAGUCAAGUGACGAGAAGUUGCGGGGUCUUGGUCCUUUUGGCACACACUACACUCAUCACUUUGAAAUUUUCCCUCUUGAUGCAAAUGUUUACUUUCACGAAAGUACUUUCAUCGGCAUGGGAAAGCUUAGUAAACUCCAGGAUCAAAAGCUGAUGGAUAAGUCUUGUCAUGUGCGGCCAAGAAUAUCCUUCCAGCUUGGGGACAAGACUCUUCGAUGGGGUCCAUGGGACGAGAUCACAUCAUCUGAACUCGGUGUUCUCGUUGACUUCGUUGUCGAUAAAAUUAUACAACCGGAGUCCACACUGAGCCUCGAAGCCGUUGCGGCUUCCGAUUUUCUGUUGAAUUUCGUGGAGACGGCUGUCAGUUUCGAAAAAAGCACCGAUAUGAGCUCGUUCAUGUCAAGGGUCUUAGACGUUUUACAUAGCUUUAUCGACCGAGUUGAAGCUUCGCUCAAUGGCCGAGCUCGACCGGGCUCGUCUGGGCUGUUUCGGACCUUGUUGCAAGUCUUGCCAAGGGUCCUCUUGGUCAACCUUUUGUCGACUCGCUUGUGUCAACAGUCAAGUGUCCUCUCAGACCAGACCUUUCAGGCACAGGAAGUUUUGAGAAGACUCGCCAAGGUUGCCUGUAGAAUUUUGGUUUCGCUUGGUCUAGGGUCUGUGGAGGAAACAUAUGCUGAUCUACAGCAGCUUCACCAUCGUGAGCAUGGCAUCAAAUCAGACAGGGGUGAGGUGGUUCUCUGGGUAGUUCUGAUGAGAAUCCUGCAAGCUGCUGAGCUACCGCGAGGUGGCUUCUGGGAUAUCUUGGGUUCUGUUAUCCUCACUCCGGAGCUCACCAGCACCUCGGACCUCAAAAAGCUGGAGUGCGGAUGGAAGCAUGUGUUUACUCUUCUUCCUCUGACAGAGUUUAACGACUUGGGUACUCUCGACGCCGGAUCCCGUCUCCGCCUGCCUUUGGAGGGGUGGGCAAUACCGCAGGCACUCCUAAAGCGCACCUUUCAUAUUUACCAGAAGAACCCUCGACAGCCACCCAGCUUCAAUGACUAUUGCAGAUCCCUGAUGGCGAGAUGUCACUACCUGAUCGACCAAUGGGGCUGGGGGAAGUGUAUCGGCAUGGUUGGCUUGGUUUUUGAUUUCUUCGGCUCGCAAAAUUUGUCCCAUCUGAGGAACGAGGAGGUUUACAAAUCCCCCUUGUUUCUCGAGCAGCUAUCAGGCAAACCAGAUGUCUCGAUCCACGCUGAAGAUCGGUGUUUCCAUAUAUUUGUGAAGAUUGUUACCAUGGUCAUCAGACGUCUUCGAGCUUCGGGUCUCGUGAGGGACAUCAAGAACCUGGUGGCUAGAAUUGUCCCCAACCACAGUCGACAGUUCCUCAAGGAGCAGACAAUAAAUCAACAUGAACUUGCGGCAUUGAGGAAUCACCAUGAUCUCUUGUGUGCGCUGUUCUGGGCAGCGCCUCCUGACCUUCGCCCUGGGAUUCAUCUGAUCGAGAAACUGGUUGUCCCCGGCAGCUCUCACAGAGAAGCUGUUUUGAUUAACUUGAGGGCGUGGUCACAACUCUCACGCUUUGUUGUUUCAUCAAAUGAGGGAUCCUCGGUGUUCAGGCCUUUCAUUUCAUGGCAAAACAAUAUUUUUCGACAGACACUAGACCAGUACCUCACCGCAGAAACCGACAUCCAACAACAGCUUCUUGCCUUGUCCAAAGAUGCUAGUAACGAUAUUGACCGAGACAUGGUCGGAAAGAUGAUUGAAAAGAACAAAGCGGCUGCCAUGGACAUUCUCUACUGCUCUGUUCAGGCGUCCUUAGAGGUACUCAAGGUGGCACCCUCUCUCGCUGCGGCCACCUACUCCUUGAACACAAAACAACUCUCACAGGUUUUUACCAAGUUCGAUGUCUCUUGCGCGGGAUUUGAUUGGCAGACCUUGCUCAUUGCGCUUGACAUCAUGGGGCGGUAUAUAGACCGGAUUGAUGAUAUCUUGGACUAUCAAGACUCUUGCAACUCUGAGACUGCCGAGGAGCAGAAUGCAUCUGAUGAGGCUAUACAGCUGGUUGACGAUCAACUUGUAGAGGCCUUAUUCUCCGUUGCGAAUCAACUGUUGAAUUUGUUGGAGACAAGAAUAUCUGAGCGUAUUGGAUCCAAGGAGAGCCUGUGCGCCGAGAAGGCAAUCGUCCUUUCUGGGAGAAUUGCUAGCAGACUUCUCCAAGUUGGAGUCACGCGCCUUUCAAGGUUUUUCUCGCCGGGGAAAUACGGUCUCUUCCAAAGGAUGCCGCAGGAUAUUUCGCUUGUGAGACGGCGGUAUCUGCCGCUGUUCACCGCAACCCUGGUGAGAAAUGGAACGCUUGACUUCAAGGAUCUCAACACGACUCCGGAUGAGAUGUGGCUCCUUUGCCUGACCGGCCCAAGGUCAACAUUCGAGCAUGUAUCCGGUUUUGGGGAUUGUUUACGACGCCAUAGUGCCAUUUCUGUGGGCGAUGCUGCCUGUACAUCUAAAACCGCCCUCGACUACAACUUGGCACGCGACCUUUUUGCUUCUGCGGUAUCUUCUCAGAGAAAAGCUUUGAGGGAGGAUCAGGGCAGUCUUCAGCGACGGAGAAAGGGCGACCUCGCAAAAGCUCUCAAAGCUGUCAUGGAACAGAUGAAACGAGACUUGGCAACUGUCAAGCCUAACCGUACUGCCCAUAUACAACACGUCGAUUUCGUCCGCGAAAUCAUUGGCCUGGUCAAGUCGUACGGGGUGGACGUUUGUCCGGUGGACCCUUUUUUCUAUCGCAUCAGCGCCGAUUAUUCCCCGUCACUCGAAGAUCCCCAGCUCCAUCUGGCUGGUAUCUUGGCUUAUGGGAUCCGAUUUCAAGAAGGCGAUACCAAAGCUUACUCGCAGCUUUUCUAUUACCUUUACAACAACUGUAAAGUGGCAGUCGUCAACAACAAGAUCGCGAACGAACUUGACAUUUUGCAACGAUGUAUGGAAAAUAUUCACAUCUUCGAUUUCAUGUUGAGCUGCAUGCUACCCACAGUCGUGCGAGCAACCCUCAAGAUACAUGAGGCUUGGCCUCUUCUUCAACUAUACUCCGGGGCUCUCAGACAGCUUCUCGAGCGGUCAUGUCUGCCAAUAGAGAUCCAGGAAACUCGGGCCGAUGCUGUAGUGGCAUUGCUGAGUACAAUUCUGCUGGCGAUCAGGACGCUCAAGACUGAGGCUGGUAAUGGCGCACUAUCUACGAAGAGGCUCUUUUUGCUAGUGGAACUGAUGGGCAUAGUCGAAGUCCUUCAACCGACACUCGUAGUAUGGUCCAUGAUAACCGAAGGUUCUAUCCGGCAGGACGUCGCCACAGUAGUCUCGGCGUUCUCGUCCCUCUGCGAUUCCGCAUCUGACGCCUUGAUACGUCUGGGGCGAGAAGACUCGGCAGUGGAUAUAGCUUCCAGAAUGGCCAGCGCUAGUGUUUUACUGGACGGGAUCCGUGAAAUAGACGAGCAAGAUAUUACGAGACUCUCGAGAGUUGUCAACGCAAACACCGAGAGCCUCUCGACACAUGUUUGCACCGACGUGCAGAGAAGCUGGAUAGUCACAGACAGGAGAGUCUGUGUACGAGCCCCUGGUAACACUGCCUCGCAAGCAUCAGCUUCGCAGGGACUUCAGGGGCUCAGCUUUGAGCCAUUGGAUAUGGAAGAAUUAUACAAGAAGUUUAGCAGUCAAGUUCUGCUGUGGAAGUCGAGGGCUGUAACAAAUGCGAGGGAUACGAGAGGACGACGGUUUAACACCAAAAGGAAUAAUUGCGCUUAA